Molecule: messenger RNA, 2980 nt
Organism: Ornithorhynchus anatinus (platypus)
Lineage: Eukaryota; Metazoa; Chordata; Mammalia; Monotremata; Ornithorhynchidae
Product: maestro heat-like repeat family member 5
Exons: 17
Coding region: 118-2055 (645 amino acids)
Cellular component (GO): cytoplasm
Source: RefSeq, a predicted model, not a curated record
GAGGACAGGAAGGUUUUAUUGGAGUGUUGUCCGUUAGAGAGGGAGGAGGUGUUGGUAGUGGUUGGAGAGGACAAUUUUUCCGGCGAGUGAGACCUCCAGGAAGCGGUGUUGCCUAGAAUGGGCCGGAAAGGCUCAGCCCAGAAGGGUUUUCUUCCUCUCGCCCGUGUCGCUCCAGCCCCCGAGGAGACAGAGGUCAAGUUGGAAGUGAUGAGCAACGAGCGGUGUUUUGAGCUCGUGCUCGAUGAGCUCUAUGGAGUCCAAUCCCACGGCGAUCUAGUGGCCUGGGUCAGGAAUCUGACAUCGGCCCAUCUGAGUUUCCUUUCCCUGAAAGUCCUGAUUGGUCUGAGGAGCUCCAACCUGACGAGGGUGGCACAUGCAGUACGGAUACUCUCCAUUCUGCUGCAGGUGCCCAAAGCCUUAGACGAUCAGGCGGCUGAUUUGGCAAGAAGUGUGUAUGAGCAACUCAUCUCCUCUGGCCUCCAAGCUGAGAAGAACCUCCUCCAGGAAGCCCUGGCCCUGCUGGGCCGUCACCACACUCGGGAGAUAGUGCAGGUCUUCCUCGAGUACUCAAGACCCCUGAACAGGGAGGUCCUUGAAGUGUUGAAAUGUGUGGGGGCGGAUGCUUCCAUCGCCUCCCUCGUGCUGUGGGCGCUGCUCCGUAAGGUGUUUGGACGACCUCAACGUGAGGAGAGCAACUGCACCAAGUGGGAAAGGCAUACCCUAAGCUCCAUCGCGGCUGUGAACACGCUGUAUGAGCUGCUCUUUGUUGUGGAGUACUCGGGGGCCGUGGCCCAACUCCUUCCCCAGCUCUUCCUGGCCUUCAUCAUCCAGAUCCAGUAUGUGCUGGAGUUGGGCCUGGUGGGGGAGCGGGUGCUCUUGGCCGUGCAGCCCACCGUCCCCUCCGCCCUCAGUCCCUGGAGGACGGCCCUGGAGGCCUUGAGAGGGCUUCUGUCCAAGGAUGUUUGCGUAGGAUGUUGGCAGAGCUUCACGUCCAUGGAGUUGCAGGAUGGCUGGCAACUCUUCUGGUCCCUCGAAACCUUCCAGGAGGGUGUGGCUCUUCUGGCCAGGACUCUGGUCCAGAGCAGGUGCCCGAUGGUAGCCGAGCUCCUGCAAACGGUGGUCAGCUCUUUGCUGGGCAAGGACCGGCAGGGCCGAAGUGUGGCCGUGGGGCUGCUGGCUGAGCUGAUCUGGAUCCCCGCCCUGAAGACUGUCGUAGACCCUAAGGUGGUGCGGUUCAUUCUCCAGGAAGGUCUAGAGGACCCCGAUCCCGUGGUGCGGGUCAUCAGCCUGCAGGCCCUCACCAGCCUACCCCUCAACCCCAACAAGCGCCCAAUGCUCCUGGCUCAGCUCCCCUUCUUCCUGGAGGGCUUCUACCGGGAGGACCAGGAGGGGGCCCUAGCGGCCAUGGACGCGGCGAUCCUCACCGCCCGCAACCUGGGCUCUGGGGGACUCGGCCGCCUCAGUAAGGACAUCAUCCGCAUGCUGGGUCCGUUCUUUGACGACGAGAGAGCCCAAGUGAGGGUGGCAGCCCUGGAGCUGCUGGCUGCCGUGGCCGGCGGCUGUGUGAAGGAGAAGAAAGCCUACCUUCAGCAGGAGCUGAUCUGCUGCCUCCUCCCCGUCCUCCUCCACCUGAAGGACGAGCACCCGACAGUGGGCAAAAAAGCCAGAUAUACAUUCUUCUGGCUGGCCCGGAGCAUCGGCUGGAGCUACACCGAAGAAGUCGGGUGGGCCCUGAGCUGGGAGGAAAGUGAAAACACGGCCUACGGUGCCAUCUGGAAGGCCUUGAUGGAGAGCUUUAAGGACAGCCUUCCCAUUUUCUUGACCCAAGCUCUGGCGUAUACCAACUGCCCCCAGCCAGAUGUGAAAUUUGCGGCCGUUGUCUUCCUCGUAUACACCAGCACCAUCGCUCUCAAAAGCCCUCUAUUCUCCGAAGAAGUUUUGGAAAUCCUUUUCCAGAAAAUUCACUAUCUAGAAAAGGAUCCCUCGACCAAGAUCCGGAGAUUCCUAAGAUUCUACAAGAGGAUCCUGGCAGAGAAUGAUGGUCUGUUCUUCUGAGAGCUCCCAUCCGGAGGGAAAAGAAGAAGCCUAGGAAGAUGAGCUUUCUCUACACCUGAUUUCCCUCUGCUGCUUCCUGAAGAUCCCCCUGAAAGAGGUCAGCCUAGAGCAACAAUGGACUUGGUCGGUCAGACAACCGUGGCCACAGGGUGGAGUGUGAAACCGGCCCGAGCUGCCUUCAGAGUUGCCUGACCAGAGCGAGCCAAACCGUCUCCACUCUGGAAAGGCCCACCUUCUCCUCUGUUGACCGGAAAUUCUUAUAUGCUCUGAGUGGUUUAUGUAUGGGUAACGAAGACUUAUAGUUAGUGGCCAAACCUUGCAGAUAUGACCCAAGAUUACUCUUCACAGGGAUUGAACAUCUCACCCAAAUUUCCUGAUCCCUUCCCUGCCUGCCAUGUCCACGAAAACAUGUUUCUAUAUAGAUUAAGGUCCAUGCGGAAGAAUCUCAAUGUCAUGCUUACAGGCAGAUAAUCUUUUCCAAAACAUGGAGGUAAUAUUGGGUGGAUCGCCUGUUUGGCCAGGGGAAAACAAACGUCCAGCUGCCACUUGCACGCCCUCCCCCAUUAUAGCCAUGUGCACCUGGGCUAACUCCUGCUCCUUGCAAUGGGAAGGACACCCUAGGACAUUCCAGAGUGUUCUUGGCUUACCAGAGGAAACCCAGCCCGAGGCCUCGUAAAGGACCCACCGAGUUCUAGAAAGGAAAAGGCGUUUGAGGACCUGUCCAUCUGAGAGAGAGGUUGGGGCAUGAACGCAAACUGCCCCAUGGUUGGCCGGGACAUUGGGUUUGAGGUUGGCGUAUGUUUUGUGCAAUGAAUACCCAGCUUUCAGAGGUUUAUGCAGUAAAACCAUAGCUUUUCCAUAGGCACAUGCAUUAAAGCCUUAACUUUUUCUUAAGUUUACAUAUUAAAGCCAAAGCUUUUGGGAA